Molecule: messenger RNA, 2829 nt
Organism: Phycomyces blakesleeanus NRRL 1555(-)
Lineage: Eukaryota; Fungi; Mucoromycota; Mucoromycetes; Mucorales; Phycomycetaceae
Exons: 6
Coding region: 1-2829 (942 amino acids)
Biological process (GO): regulation of cell cycle
Cellular component (GO): nucleus
Source: RefSeq, a predicted model, not a curated record
AUGUCUAAGAAUCUCAAAGUCAAAGUAUACUAUUCAGUAAGAGGAUCCUCAACCACACGCCUGGCUACAUUUCAAAUCGCCACAGAUAUCACAAACGAAUCAGUUGUUCCGGUUUCACUCAAACAAUGCGUCUGGGCAAUAUGCUCAUCAAGCCCCGACAUGAUUUGUAGAAAUCACGAUUUGUCCAUCUACACUGUCAAUUAUGAAGAAUCUGGCCCAAUAGACCAGCCAAGCUCUUUUGUCUGGGAGGGCCAUGGCUUGAUGUCCUGGGUUAUGGCACCAGAAUCUGCUCAAGAAUUCGUUCAUGGAAAAGUCAUUGAAGCAGACCGCACAUCAUUAGUAACACACAUCGAAUUACAACCAACCCUCAAGUGGUCCAAACAAGACUUUUACAGUGCUCUCAAAUCCCAAAACUUUGAUACCUUUUCAAAUCUAGCCCACUCGCCAUCUCAACCAUGUUCAUGUGGUUUUGAACAGCAACAACAACAGCAACAACAGCAACAACAACAACAACAACAAUUAUCUCCACCAUGGAAGUCCCUCAAACACCCAAGCCCUCCUAGCCUAUCUCCUGUUCACACUUACACCCAACCUCACCCUCACUUUCACAGUAUCGCACAGCCUCCCACACAACCACAAUCUCACGCUCAACCCCAUGCUCACGCUCACAGCCCUAAUCUUAACCUCAAUCCCAGUAACAAACGCAACAGCUACACUUCAGACACCAGUAUCUAUGGGCAUCAAUUACGGCCUAUUCAACACCAGCAUCAACAUCAACACCAAUUUGAACGAACCAGCGACACCGAAUUCGAUCGGUACCUGAAGCAAAAGCAACAAUCUCCUAUUACAUCUCUCUCGCCAUCGCCACCUCUCCCAUCCAUAUCAAACCUUACACCCUCAAGACAGGGCCAGUCUACACCAUCUACAUCCACAGCCACAGCCACAGCUACACCAGCAGCCACAGCCACAGCCACAGCCACGUCAGCACCAGCGCCAGCACCAGCACCAGUAUCAACACAGCUCUGUCGACCAGAGCCUAUAUUUCCCCACUCAAACCCUUCUCGUGCUCCGACCCUACACAACUACAACCGAGCCAGAAUAUCCCCGCCCCCGUCCCUCGGCUCUGUGCCUCAGAACUUCAAACCUUAUCUCAGCACACCUGGCAAUACUCCGCGAGAUGGUGACAACGAACUACCACACCUACUACUGGCCCGUAGACCUGAAGACGGGCAUCAAUCAGAACUUUACAAUCAAAUCAGACGUCCUCAUUAUCAUGAACAUAGAACACCAAUACAUUUACCGCUCCCAAUCACAUCAGCCGACCCUAAUAGUGUUACUACUACUGAUAUUGCUGUUACUACUACUACUACUAUUCCCUCUGCUACUGCUAUUACUGCCACCACAGAUAUUCCUGGUCAUAAUCCUAAUAAUACUACAUCUACUACUGCCUCUACUAAUACAAGCACCACUACCUCCACCAAUAACAACAACAAUAAUGAUAAUAAUAAUGAUAAUGAUAAUAAUACUAGUAAUAAUGACCAAGCUUAUCUGCACUCACCCCCACGUCGUCUUUCUGAGCAGUAUGAACGUCGAAGCUUGGGAGGUAAAGCACCAGGCUACUUGAGGACUCAGCAAGAAGGCUCUGAAACCAAUACUAUUCACCAGUUUGGUGCACCUCGGCCUUUAGGAAUCAGUUUGCAUGACAAAAAUGCCAAUACCAACAAUAGCAUCAUUCCUGUUAUCUACGCGCCUAGCAACAAGAAGAGAAAAAAGAACCCGCUCAUUAUGCCAGUUGAGAGCAAAAAUAGUCCAGAGUCCAGUCAACAACAACAACAACAGCAGCAGCAGCAACAACAACAACAGAUUAGUACUACAAUUCGUACUUAUUACGAGGUCGACCGUGAUGAUCGAGGAGACUACAUCUUGCCUGUCGAAAUUGAUUCAUGGACGGUGGUUGACCUUGGUAACGUUGUGUGGGACCGACCGGCAUAUCACAACCAACGUUACAUCUACCCUGUUAAUUACACUGUACGCAAGUGGUAUCGUAGUAUGGUUGACCCAAAGAGCGAUACACAGUAUACAUGUUGUAUUCUAGACAAUGGAAGAGAACCAAAGUUUGAAGUUACUGCUGAUGACUGCCCAAUGACUUAUUCAGGGCCUACACCGACUACUGUGUGGACUAUUAUUGUUAGACGCGCUUUCGCGAUUCGUAAUCAAGAGUACGGACACAAUCCGGUUGGCCCAGACUUUUUUGGUCUGAGGAAGAAUACAAUUGCAAAAAUGAUUCAAGAUUUACCAAACGCAUCAAAGUGCUCACAGUACGUCUGGCAAACCUUUGAACCUGCUAGAUUCAAUAAACCUGGUCGUAACCGAAGAAGGACCGACUCGACGCUUUCGAGUGGUCUUUAUGGUGGAGUGAACUACAGUCUGACUAGCAAUCGCGUCUUGCCUCCUCCAUCUUCUUCAGCCGUUUCGUCAUCGUCAUCGUCAUCACCUAUGGGACCAAACAAUCACAGCUACAGUUACAGUCAUAGCCAUAUUCACAGCCACAACCACAACCACAACCACAAUUACAAUCAAAAUGAUAAUGAUAACAAUAACACCAAUGACAUCACCACCAACAACAACAACGACAACAACAGUAGUAGUAAUCUGCCAACAUCAGAGUCACCUAUAACAUCACGCCGGACGUCACAGACACCUGUUGCAGAAGAACCUAAUGUUGAACCGGGCCAUAUUUCCAAACGCCAAAUGACAUCCUCACCUCCCUCCUCACCUCACAGACCAACCUCGAUGUCGCAUCCUGUGCCUCAAAUCGAAAGUGCAUAA